AUGGAGGUUUCAGGGACUCCCACACCUUUAGAAGGAGACAAUCUGCCGCGGUUAGAAAAGGUUACUUGGUACGGGCCGUCCGAUCCUUCGAAUACCCACAACUUAAGCCUAGGUAGAUAUAUGACGCUGCUGUCCGGCCCAAUGCUUGCCCCAGCCUUAGAUGGCAUUGGGGAAGGCUUAAAAAUCUCCGUUCCGGAAGUUUUAAUGACGCUGUCAAUAUUUCUCUUUGCUUUUGCUUCUGGGUCAAUCGUCCCUGUUCCGCUGAUGGUGGUCCUCGUUGCAAGUACUAAGUUUGAAGUGUCUAGCCCCAGUGUGAUGGGCUGCUGGAAUAAAGAGGAAAGAGGAAAAUCGUAUGCCGACAGAGGAUUUUUGCCUCUUCUAGGACCUAAUUUAGGUCUUAUUGUAGGCGGUGUGACUGUUCAAGAAUUGAGUUUGAGAUGGCUUUUUUGGAUAUUUUCUAUCGUCGACCUCAUCGUUGUGCUCUUGCUUAUUGUUUUUCUCCCUGAAUCCAAUGCACAAACGAUUUUGUCUAGGACAGCGGCCGCAUUGCGAAAUUUAACUGAAGGCAUCUACUACACUAAAGCUGACCCUUUAUCCUCAACGUUGGUCGAUAAAUCCAAAGUCGUAUUAACCCGACCCUACCGAUUGUUGUCGACUCAGCCGAUGAUUGAAUUGGCAUCGCUCUUCUUGGCCCGCGAUAUUGGACUUCUAUACAUUGCCCUCUCUAUCUUCUCAAGCUUGUGGACUGGCGGCAUGGAUCGUGUUUGGGCGCGACGAAAGGAGAGGAAUGAAGGCCAAACUGUACCGGAGCACCGCGUGCCGCUUACGAUUCCGGGCGCACUUCUUAUUCCUAUUAGUAUAUUAUGGUAUUGUUAA
Molecule: messenger RNA, 876 nt
Organism: Lindgomyces ingoldianus
Lineage: Eukaryota; Fungi; Ascomycota; Dothideomycetes; Pleosporales; Lindgomycetaceae
Exons: 6
Coding region: 1-876 (291 amino acids)
Biological process (GO): transmembrane transport
Molecular function (GO): transmembrane transporter activity
Source: RefSeq, a predicted model, not a curated record